Messenger RNA from Xenopus laevis (African clawed frog), 2188 nucleotides. RefSeq names its product targeting protein for Xklp2-B-like. The record is from RefSeq and is a predicted model, not a curated record. The coding region runs from base 519 to 1175 and encodes 218 amino acids. Lineage: Eukaryota; Metazoa; Chordata; Amphibia; Anura; Pipidae. The transcript has 14 exons.
GGAAAAGACAUAGUCGAAUGGACACUUUUGUAACACAUUUACGAGCACUUCAAGCACUUGCACAGCACUGGCAUCUUGUGGUGGAAUAUAGGCGACACGGCGACCAUCCAUGCUGCAGUGUUUGAUUUCUCCUCCCUGGCUACUGACAGCAUGUGAAGGAGGCUGUGGGGGCUGCCGCUGGACAUGCUGCUGCUGUUUGGCCUCUCUAUCUGGGCACGGCGCUGAGUGCAGGAGACAUAGCCUGCGGAAGAGAAGAUAUUCUGAAGCCGAACCCCUCUUUGCUUUCCCUUUAGCCACACUAACAGCUGACCCCUCAGUCCUCGGAAACUACAGAGCCAGAUGAAGAAAUCACUCGAUUCCUCUGUAUCGCUGGUACCUGCUAAUUAUUUUUCCCUGAACUGCAGCCCGCAGCGGUAAAACCUACUGGCAACGGGACUGUUUACGGCAUCUCAUAGUGGUUCUGUGUGAGAGCUCCCAGCUGCAAGACCUUGUAGAGUUUCCAUAUGUAAAUCACCAUAAUGAGACCAAGUGACCAACGCAGAAACUAUUCCCCCGGACCAGAAACCGCUUUCAGAGACUUGUGUAAAUGCUGGUCUGCCAGGCGGAUGUCUAAGAAACAUCGGCAGAAGAUCCUCAUAAUGCAUCUGGAAAAAGAGACCGCACAAUCUAUAUACUCACCAUGCAAAAAACGAAAAGGAUCCAGUACUAAAGAUAGACACGCUCCAGUAAUCAGGGGCCAACCCACAAGCAGCCAUCAUGGCACCACCUCUCCAAAACCGAAAGCCCAACUGACCAUGCCCUCAACUCCAACUGUACUGAACAGGAGGAACAUUCUGGCGAAGUCUAAAAAUUCAGUAGAACAAGAGCUUGGGAAAAUGCAAGUGCUUCAGAAGGAAAUGCUAGAGAGUCUCAAGAAAAAUGAGCAUUCCAUGAAAGUUGCCAUAUCUGGAGCAGAUAGCCUUUCUGGUUCCAUGAUUCAAGAAGGCUUUGAGCUGGCUACAGCAAAAAGGGCCAAGGAUCGCCAGGAGUUUGAGAAGUGCUUGGCAGAGAAGGAAGCUCGGGAAGCAACGGGAAGAGGAAGAAAGGGAAGAGAUCAAUCAGUUGAGGCAAGAGCUGCCAGUCCAGUCAAACAGAGGAGGAAGGCUUUACAGGACCAACAGCACUCAAGACCAUGAAGCCAAGAAAUUGGGGGUACUAACACUGAGGGCUGAACCGUCCCUCUACUUCGACCCCUCUACUGCCUUGUAAGGACACGGUGGAAGAGCAGAUCCAGAGAACACAACUAACAGCCUCUCCCAGUCCUAGUGGGGGCAGGAAAACACAGGACACACCAGUGAUGGAUAUAAAAUUCACAGAGAGGAGAUGCCUUUAAAUGAAAUCCAAGUGAUGAACCAGUUGGAUCACCCUUAUAUCAUCCAGAUGUUUGAUGAGGUGGAGAUGCCCAAUGAGAUCUUUUUCAUUCUAGAAUAGCGACACGGCGACCAUCCAUGCUGCAGUGUUUGAUUUCUCCUCCCUGGCUACUGACAGCAUGUGAAGGAGGCUGUGGGGGCUGCCGCUGGACAUGCUGCUGCUGUUUGGCCUCUCUAUCUGGGCACGGCGCUGAGUGCAGGAGACAUAGCCUGCGGAAGAGAAGAUAUUCUGAAGCCGAACCCCUCUUUGCUUUCCCUUUAGCCACACUAACAGCCGACCCCUCAGUCCUCGGAAACUACAGAGCCAGAUGAAGAAGUCACUCGAUUCCUCUGUAUCGCUGGUACCUGCUAAUUAUUUUUCCCUGAACUGCAGCCCGCAGCGGUAAAACCUACUGGCAGCAUUAAGGAUUUGGAUUUUCAAGCAUGACUUGGGACACAACAGCCAAGCAUACGACGCAUUAACUCAAAUCCCAGAUCCUCGCAGGCAACGGGACUGUUUACGGCAUCUCAUAGUGGUUCUGUGUGAGAGCUCCCAGCUGCAGGACCUUGUAGAGUUUCCAUAUGUAAAUCACCAUAAUGAGGCUCCUCUCAGUUGGUCUGGUUCCCUUAUUCAGCUAUUGACCAUCUCCGGCAGACUCUGGGUGAGAAUGAAAGUAACUGGCACAAUCAGGCUGUUAAGAUUUCUGCUUUCCUCCCUGUCUCAUGUUGAAGGGGUUGUUCACCUUUAAAUUAACUUUUGGUAUGAUGUAGAGAGUGAUAUUCUGAGACAAUUUGCAAUU